This is a messenger RNA of Pseudonaja textilis, 2409 nucleotides long. It is a transcript of the gene FAM234A, whose product is annotated as family with sequence similarity 234 member A. NCBI's taxonomy places the organism in Eukaryota, Metazoa, Chordata, Lepidosauria, Squamata, Elapidae. The record is from RefSeq and is a predicted model, not a curated record. Gene Ontology annotation, cellular component: cell surface.
GCCCGUCCGGCGCCGCGUCCGCUGAAGUGGCGUUCGGCUGGCUGGCCGAUGGCGCGCCCGGAGGGGGAGGCGGAGAUCCACCCGCUCAAGGCCCGAGAGGCGCCGGCCUCGCCGGGGAGCGGGGCUCGGGACGCCGAGAAGGAGGCGGGCGGCGGUGCGCAGCCUGGGCGUCUCUCGCAGUGGCGCACCGCGGCCUUCUUCCUCUCGCUCUACCUUUGCCUCGGCGUGGCCUUCGCCUUCUCCUUCGUCAUCCCCUGCCCGGUCAGGCCCGCCUCGCGGACGGCCUGGAGCAGGGUCUACGACGACGCCGCUGCGUACGCCUUCCUGGCCGCGGGGGACGCCGACCGGGACCGAGUGCAAGACCUCCUCGUGGCCUUCCAGGCCGGCCCCGGCAGCCGGAACGCCAGCGGUGCCGACCAGGAGGGCUCUUGCUCAGAAGGAGGCUUCGCCGCUCCCUGCGCCUUCGUGGCGGCGCAUUCGGGCACCAACGGCAGCACGCUAUGGGAAAGGCCGGUGGCCCAGGAGCUGCUCCUGAUGGACUGCUCGGUGGAGCACGGCGGGUCUCCGGCCUGCCUUCUCGUGGGGAACCCGGCUUCCCUCACCCUCCUCGACCUGGAAACAGGCCAAACUCGGUGGAAUGAGGCAGUCAGUUUUGGGGCUAACUCUACAGUCUUGAGUCCCUUACUGAAGAUUCCUGAUAUCGACAAAGACGGUGUGCCUGAUUUCUUGGUCUUUGCUGCCGCAGGACAGGAGAUUAAGAGCUGCUUCUAUUCAGGAACAUUUGGCACGCAAAUGAAAUUCAGCGGAAGUCUGCAUUUGCCAGGACUGAUUGGGCACCUCUUGCACGUCACCAAGAGUGGAGCCCAUUACAUCCUGUUCUACACGGCAAAGGCUCUUUUUGCCUACUCGCUGAAGGAGCUCUAUCACAUGGCUGUGGGCCCAGCAAGCGCAGCCCUUGCCAGCCUGAAGGAAGAUGCAGAGUGGGAGAUGGCGAUGCGUCACAAGGCCCGACAGGUGCCCCUUGCCAGCUCUGGAGAUAUUCAAUACGUGACAAAGAUGUCAGAGAAAUCGGGGAGCCAUAUUUUGGUUGCAAGAUCAGCUAUGUUGGAGCUGGUGAAUGGACAGCAGCUGAGUUCAUUGUGGGUUGUUGGUAUGCCACACAUCUUGAGGGAGCCUGUUCUCGGAGCCUUUGGUCCUGAUGAGGUUGCCGUGGCCAUUGAAAGCAGAGUCUCACAUGAAACAAAAAAGGUUACAAUUGUGGAGGGCAGCUCUGGCGUCAUCAAGUGGGAAGUGGAGCUGCGUUCAGAAAUGCAGAGUCCCAAGCCAGCCACUCUUGCAACUGCUGAUCGCAGAUCCUUCUUCCUCUUUUGGGGCCUCUACCAGGACGAAAAAAAUGAAACGGGAUCUUGGCAUGGAAGUCGGCAGCAGCGGCUGUACCUAUUCCAUCCCUCCCUGCCUGCUGUCCUCUUGGAGCUGAGCAACAGCACUGAGCCCAUAGUGGCCUUUGAAGGGUUGCUUUUUGAGCGAAACCGCCAUGCCUGUUACGUGCUGCUGGCAGGCCCCCAGGUUGGCAGCUCCCGUGGGAGAGUGGUGCUCUCAAAGCGGAAGCUGAAGGAAGAUAUUUUCAGCAGUCAUGUGAUCUGGCUCAACCAGAUGCCCCAAGACACCGAUCAGAAUGUCCGGGACUAUUUCCAUCGGAUGAGAUUCCGUACUUUUGGGUGAGGAGUACAACCUCAAAGACUUUCAAACCUUAAGCUCACCAGGGAGAAGAGUAAACCACACUUGGCUCCUAGAACAGUUUGGCUAGGACUUGGAUCCCGUUCCCUGGAUUGUGCAGAGAGGCACCAGAUUAAACAGCGUGGGGGAGGGGGGGACACAACGACACACACGCAUUUUGCCUCCUUUGACCACCAGGGGCAUCCAUGUCCCAGAGGAGAAAGAUCCUGGAGAUGGUGCAACUGGGGUGGGGCAAUUCUAACAGAUGGGUGCCUGGCCAUCUGGCUCCUCUUACUCAUCCUUCCCACUGGAACAGUGGACUCUGUGCAGCUUGGCUGUAUAACUGCGCCAGCCCCAGAAGUGCCUUGGUCCUCUCAGAGUCAUAGCUGGCUUGGAUCCUAUGACCUCCCAGAAGAAUCUGCAGAGGAACUUCAUUGGCCUUGGCCACCUCUGUUCCCAAAGUGAUGCAACUGGGCUGAUCUCCAGCUCAUAGGCACCGAGCCAUGCAGGUUGGCUUUGCCAGGGACCGGGGCAUCCAAUUCGUCUGCCUCCUUUUUUCUGUGCUGUGUCCAAGCCUCAGGUGUGGCUUUUUCUAUCACACUUCAAAGGUGGGCCUGCUUUGCAGAGCUGGAGUUCAUUUAUCUGACCUGCCCCAGAUAAUUUCAAUUUCAAUAAAUUCAGCUUUGGCCACAA